This is a messenger RNA of Stegodyphus dumicola, 8611 nucleotides long. Its product is annotated as synapse-associated protein 1-like. NCBI's taxonomy places the organism in Eukaryota, Metazoa, Arthropoda, Arachnida, Araneae, Eresidae. Gene Ontology annotation, biological process: regulation of short-term neuronal synaptic plasticity; TORC2 signaling. The record is from RefSeq and is a predicted model, not a curated record. Gene Ontology annotation, cellular component: cytoplasm; synapse; Golgi apparatus.
UUUUUAUUGUCCGGGAGCUAAGCUAUUCAAUUCGUUCGGAAUUUAAUAUUUUCUUUUUUAUUCACAUCUUUGUGUCCAGUAUUUUCAAAACAUAAAAUUGUCACUCUUGAAUCGCACAGCUUCGUGUUCUAGGUCUAAAUUAUUACAUACUAAUAUUUCGUCGAUUCCUGAAACUGAAAUUAAUCUCAAGGUCGUUCACGAACGACUCUUUCCCAAGUUGUUUAGUAGCGAGUAGGUUGAAGUCUAGGCAAAGAGUAAGAAGUAUUUGCAGUAUAUUAAUUAAAUAGUACACAAAUUAAAAUCUUAGAUUGUUUCUCGUAGCAUAUAACUGCGCAAUUAGAGCGCAAUGGAUUUGAUAUGGAAAGUUAGUUCGAAAGCGAAAGAAAUAUUAUCGCAGAAGGAUGACACUGCUGGAAACCAAGCUGAAAGUUCUUUGGAAUAUGCUGGACUGAGAAAUGAAAAACCUGCCUCUUCUUUUAGCCUAGAAACUCAACAAGGCAAUUCUGAUAGAGAAGCUUCUUCUGAGAGUGGAAGUUUCGAUUCAGAACAUAAUGCCAGUCCUGGAUCCAAAGAAUCUGUCCACAAUUUUGAAGCAGAUGAAGAUGCCGAGCGAAACAGUGUUAAAAUGGGGAUAUCAGCUAGCGACCUGAGAGACGUUUCUCACAAAGCCGUAGAAUCGGCUAAGUCAAUUGGCAGUUUUCUUAAGCGUACUAUUACUCAAACAGCUAAGCAUUUAAAAACUACUGUUGAAGAAAAUAGCAUAUUAGGAGAUUUCAAUAAAGAGCAAGAGGCCUUUGUCACUAGUAAAAAUUCUGAAUCUGUUGAUGACUGUAUGUGUCCAUGGGAAGGAAUGGCUGAUGAAGAAAGUGUUAAACAGCAGAUUUUAUCUUUGUCUUCUGAUAGAAGAAAUUUCCUUAGGAAUCCACCUACUGGUGUUAUGUUUGAUUUCAAAUUUGAAGAUAUGUAUCCAGUGGCAAAAAGGAUGUUAAAAGAGGAUCCUGCCUUAGAGAAAAUGCGAUUCGAAAUUGUUCCCAAGUUAAUCAAUGAAGAAAACUUUUGGCGGAAUUAUUUUUAUCGUGUAUCUCUAGUGAAACAGUCAUCAAGAUUGAGUAAAAUGUCUCAUCUUAAAAGCAGCAGUGGUGAAACUUUGUCUGGAAAUACAGAUCGAGAUUCGUCAGAGGAAAGUGUUAAAGGUGUAGUGGAAACUCCUGUAGAAAAUAUGGCAGAUUCUGAUCACACUGACAGCCCAAAUCAUGAAUUUGUAAGUGAUGCUUUUCAGUCCAGUUGUGUGUCUGAAGAGGAUAUUAAGCAAGGAAUGAAACUGCUGGGAGUUACUGAAAAGAAAUCGAAAGAUGAUGACUGGGAAAAGGAAAUGCAGCAAGAAUUGCAAGAGUAUGAGGUUGUUGCUGAAGGAGCUGAAGAGGAUCCUGACUGGGAAAAUGAAAUUCAGGAAAUGUUGGAAGAUAAAGCCAAAGAUGUUGUUUAAAUGUGUGCAAUCAUUAACUGUGUUUUUGUGUGGACAAAUUUUUUUCUGUCCAAGUUCCAGUACUUUUUGAUGGCAUUAAUUGUGCAUUAAGUACCUGUUUAUGUUGUACAUUUUGAAACUAUUGUUUUUAUAUUUGUUAAGAAUAUACAGUGACGUUUUUUUAAUUAUGCUACUAACGUAUAAAUUUAUGUAGAUAUUGGAUAGUCAUAUUUAAUCAGUUUGAUUACUAAGCAGCUUAAAUAUUGAAAAAAUAUAAAUAAAUUGGAUAAAAUUUAGCAAUUUUAACUUCUAAUGUCAAUUAUACUACUGAUUAUAAGUUUUCAUGGUUAACAUGAGAUGUAUUAAACAUCUAGUAUUUUGUAUAUACUUAUAUAACUUAUUAUUCAAAAACACUGCAGCUGUCACCUUUAGGAAUACAAAAUUGAAUGGUAGAAUAGUUUAAAAGGAAGUGGAUCAGUUCUUUUAUAUUCAAAAUUUCAGUUUCUUCUUUCAAAAAAAGGGAAAUGUUUUACUAUAUGAUUUAAGUUGUGUUUUAGUAUGUAAUGGAUAUAUUUUUGAUUGUAAGUCAGGUAUUUUCUACCAUCUUAUUUCUGUUUAAUUUCUCAUAGGUGUUUAAUUCUGAAAUUGAAGCUGAAAGCAUUAUUUAACAUCUACAUUACAUAAAGUAAUGUAAUUUAUAUUGAUUGAUCUGUUAUAGCUAAGUAAUAUUGUUCUAGUGAAGUUUGAAAUGAAAAUAGCUGUUUUCUUGUAUUGAAUUUUUUACAUUAUAAAUGUAUUUGAAUUUAAUAAGUUGUAUUAAGGAAGCAUUUCUUUGAUGUUGUGAAAUACAGUAUUUUGAAUGUUGCCAAAAUAUUUUUAAUGUAGGCAAAAAUGACAAAAAUGAAAAGAUUUUAGAAAAUUAUGUUAAAUCUACUGAGAUUACAUUCGAAUAUCUGUUGUAACAUGUUAAAUUCUAAAAAAUGUAUUUGUCAAAUACAUACAUUUGUAGGACAGGAGAAAGUUUUAUCGGCAAUAUUAAUUGAUAUGAGAGUAGUUCUGUUAUUUUUGUUUUAGUAUUAAAAAUGGUACCAACGGUAUUUGUCUUGUUCAUGUGUAACCUGUGAUAUGAUUUAAGACAGGGAUUGGCGAACUUGUUUAAUACAUGGCCAAAUGCAACUUAUUUUUAGAUUUCAUGUGCCACAAUGUGAAAUAGAGAGUAUAUCCUUUACUGACAGAAUUCAGAGUAUGUUUUUGACGAAUAAAGAUUAUGAUGGGGCAUAAGAAAGAUUGAAAGUUUCUGUUCCCUGUCCUCGGGGUAUUUAUUAAUGCUGUCAUUGAGAAUGAGAUAAUUAAACAUAUUGCACAAGUUAGGUACUCUGUUACUGUUCCAUAUCUUGACUCAUAACUGAUAUUUUGGAUUGUUUUUGAAAGCGCAUCCUAGAUGCAAUGAUAAGGUAUUAUGAAUAGCAGAGAUGCUUAUUUGUAGUGCACAUGAAGUUUGAGUACACUUGAUUUUUAUUGAAAGGGGUAACGUAAAGUUCUCAUAAAUUUUCUUCUUCUUUUAUGCAUUUUAUAUAUCAGAAGGAUACAAUGGUAAAUAUUUUCAUAUUUAACAUUUAAAUGUCAGUCUGUCAACAGUGAUUGGGGCUUAAUAUUUCAGUUAUUUACAGGUCUAUUUUCUCCCUGCUUUUUAAAACUGUAGUAGUUAGUCUAAACAUGCAGGAGUACAUAAAUUAGUGGGUCAUGAAGACAGAAGAGAAACAUGUUAAGUAAAAGCAUAAAAUAAGACAAAGCAACAACCUUAUCUUUGGUUUAGAUUUAGAAAGAAUCUGUCGAUUUUGAGGGCCCUUUUCAUUGGGAGCAAAGAAAGUUAUUAUAAAUUAAAUUGAUCCAGCCAUCCAGUUGACUUUUGAAACUGAAGCUGGCAGCACCCUUCAUUUCCUUGAUAUUCUUAUAAUCCAUGAAGAAUCUGAUUUCAGAACUACUGUUAUGGUAAUCCUCCCACUGCUAUGCCACCAAGCUAAGCAAAAGAUGGUUCCUUUUGACUAUUAUGUAUUUUGUAUGCACAAAGUUUGUUUCUCAGAAUCUCUGCUUGCUAAUGAAUUCAAUUAUUUGAGAUCAGUAACUAUUGACUGAGGAUUUUCUUUCAUGGACAUUGAUAAAGAAGACUAAAAAAUUUUCAUCUUGCCUUCAAAGAAGACAUGCUGCUGUUAAAAAUCAAAUUAGUAACAUUUUCACGCUUCAAUUUCAUCCUUCUGUUACAAAAUUGCACAGAUUCUUCAGAAGUUCAUUUUUAAAGUCAUUUUCUUGCAUAUGAGUAAAAUCCGUGGUUUAAUUCGUAGAUUCCAUUUCUUAUUUUAAUUCAUAGGGAAUUUAUAGCAUAUCUUGUCAGUAUGGUUUGAGAUAGAUCAGCGAAGCUGAAAGAGUGCUAAAGUUUCACAUGAGGGAACAAGAAACUUAUGUCCGGAAAGGUAAAUUAACAAGUCGUCAGUAGGUAAUCAUAGUAAGAAAUUAGAGUCUGUAAAAUUAUCCAAAAAGCAUCUUCCAUUGGUGAAUUGAAUUUUGUUGAAGCUUUUCACAUUCACAAAGGUUUAUUUUCUUUAAUUAAUGACUAAUUCUAAUCCAGUCUUUUGUAAUACUUUUGAAAUUCUAUAAACAUAAUAUUUCAUUUUUCUUAACUAUUUCUGCCUACAGAUGGCGCUAUCUUCUCAUUUACUUUACUCCUUUUGGUUGCAUUCCCUUCGUUGCACUUUUCUUUGCUUCUGUUGAAGAGAGGCCUGUACCUGUUUGUCCUUGAAAUUGAUAUGGUCUUGACAAAAUCUACACCAAACUCAAGGUUGUUGCUUUGCCCAAUUUUAUAGUGAUUAAUGGUUUGUCAGCCCCCUGAUUGAAGAUGAGCAUGUUUAAAGUAUACAGUGUAGCUAUUGUAAAUAUAACAAAAACAUAUUUUCAAUUCAACACUACUUAUUUGGGAUUAUGUAUAACAAGAUUUCUGUUAAAUUGUGUAAGCCAUUUUUAUAACUAUUGUCCUAGUGUUUAAAGUAUGCUUUGCUUGAUUAAUACUCAGUAAAAUAUUUUGAUCUCUUUUUGAUAUUUAAAUAGCAUACCUGAAAUGAUUUCUAUGUAUAAUUUUCUGCUGUUAAUGCAAGUAGAUUUUUAGUCAUUGGCCUGUUUGAAAACAAAAAUUUUUCCCUUGCUUGUGGGCUUAUUUUGAAUAUAUAAGCUUUUUCAUAAUUUAGUCAUUUAUAUUAGUUAACUAUACCAAAUUAUUUUCGUCUAUUUAGGAAACAUUUUCUUAACUUUUGAUUUUGCUUUGUAUGUGCAUUUAAAAUUUUCAUUUUCAUUUUCAAUCAUAUCUUUAUAUAAAAUGCAAAAUAUGAAAAUGUGCCUCUUAUAAUCUAGACACUUUCAUUAAUAAAUCAUGAAUUACUAAUUUACAUGUGUUUGAUGUUGCUAUCAGACUACAGAUUUUAUAAAAGUUGCUUUUCGUGAAAUAUCUUGUUAUAUUUCAUAAAAUUUUAAAAUUCUAUAAAGUCUUCAUUCUAUGUUGUUGUAUGUUUUAAUAUAAACACUUUGUUUGAAACUACUUUUUUAAUAAUUACAUUUCACCUUGCUUCAAAAUAUGUGGUAUUAUUCCAGUAUGGAUGUUAAUUAUCACUUUAUGAUUUGUUUUGUAAGCAACUUGAAUAAUUAACUUGUCAUGGCUUUUAUGCAAAAAGGUGAUACACUUUAUGUAUAUGAAUUGCGCUGCUCUUGUGUGCUUUUAUUUUAAUGUAAUAUAAAUAUUUAAAAGCACAUAUGACAGAAUUUUGGGUAAUUAUUUAUAUUUUAGUGUAAAAUAAUGACGAGCUGUGUGUUAAAAUUGUGUUUCCUGUGAACAGUAGAAAAAGAAAAAUAAUUACCAGUGUAUCAGUUUUUCCUCAACAAUCAUUUCUAAUGUCUUAAUUCAUCAAAUUAAAAAUAAUAAUGAUGAGAAAAUUGAAUUUUAAUCACUGACUCAAACAUUUUUAUUGAAGUUUUCAUAAGAUUAAAAAUGUAUAAUGUAUUAAUACUUACUGUAUUUCUAAACAAAUGUAAAACUUAUUCCAUAUUGUGUUACUUUCUAUUAUAGAAGUUCAGUUUAUAUAUGAUUAUUUAAAGUUGUCUAUUGUAUAGUUAUAACUGUGUGUGUUAUGCAAUUUAUGGGGGAUCUUUUGUGACAGCAAAUGUGUGUAAAAAUAUGUGUGACUUGUGCAUCUCUGUGUAUAUGUGUGAUGUGUGUGUGUGUGUGUAUGUGUGUUCAUGGGUCAUAUUUUGUUCCUGUUAUAUAUAUAUAUAUAUUUUUCAUAUAUUGAGGCCCAAUUUUGUAUUGAGGUACAUGUGUUUCAUUAUUAAAGUACCUAAUUUUUGUUAUUUUUUUUAUACCGAGUGGUUAACAUAACCCAUCCAAUAAACAUACUGGAAGAUUCAUAGUGGGAAACUGCCUCAACAUACGUGUUCUGUUUUUGAAUCAUGUAUAUUUCUGAAGUAUAUGCAUUAAAAAUUCUAUUAUGUUACUCCUAAUAAUGUAAUUUCAUGAUGAUUAGUAUCAAUAGCUUUGCAGUAACACAUAUCAUAAGACAGAUUUCACAAAAUGCCCAGAGCUACUGUCCACACUUAAGAUCAUAUGAAAUUGCCUAGCUCAUGAAUUCAGUCAUCAAAGGGGUGGAAUGACCAGUGUGCCUGAUUGUUGUCAGACUAGGUAGUAUUGUCUGUAUAUUCCUUUUUUGUUCCUGAUGCUGAGGUGUAAGAUUUCUCUAACAGGAGAUUCAUAUCACAAAACUAUUGUAUCAGAACAGUAUAACUUAGCUACUAUUGCUGAUUGUAUUUAUCCAACUUGCAGGAUCAAUGUCCAUUUGAGGAAUGGGGAAAGGAUUUAUUACGUUUUUCUAAAAGGAAUCAUCCAGUAUGCUUAUUUAUUAUAUGGGUGAUUCUAACCACCCAGUGUAAAUACUGUGUAUGGAAAGCAGCUGCCCGAAAUAACCGAAGAGAAUUUUCUUUAUAUAGGUAUAUCUUAAAUAUGUAAGGAUAUUCUUAUAUAUUUCUAUAAUGCAACAGCUAGGAAAAUUUUAUUUUUUGGUGCAUAUGGCUUACAGCAAAAUAUUGUAAAUAUAUAUAACAAGCUAAUAUAUUUUGUUUGCAGGAAUAUUUCUUUAAUAUCAUGACAGUGUUUUCAGUAAAUGCUUAUUUAAACAUACUUCUUUCAUGGGAGUAUUUAAAUUUACUUGAAAAUGGCAUUAGUUACAGCUAAAAAAAAUGGGGUUAACCCUUUAUGUAUUUUUAAUCAUUCCUUGGAAUUUAUUCGUUUAAAAAAAAUUAAGGUAAGUGGACAAAGAAGCGUUUAAUUUUAAUUAUGAAGUUAAGGCAGUGUUUUUAUACAUGUAUUUAAAAUUGUGCCUGUGUUGAUUUUGUUUGGAGGCUAAAUUAAUAGAUAUGUAUAUUUUUGCCAUUUAAAUUCUUUUCGAUUAUGUUUGUUAUUUCUGUAUUAUUUGCAUAAAUUAAUAUUUGUAUUAUAUGUAGUUAAUCAAAUUUUCUUGAAGUUGUAAGAUUGCUUUCUUUAUAUGAUUGAAUGUUAUUUUAUCAGAAUACAUGGUAGUGUAAUAUACAUAUUUCAGUUCUUCUCUCUGGAGAUUAUUAAUAGUCAUUUGUGAAAUCUCUACAACAUAUUAUGCAUAUUUAGAACUUGGUAACUGGAUUUUCGUUUUAAAUCAAGGUGAGCAUUAAGUUGCAAUGUUUUCAAAUAUUUUGACAUAUAUCAAAGGUCUUUCAACCCAGAAUGUUUAAUAUUUAUGAAGACAAAUUUAGAUUUUACUCAUCUAAAAGUACGCAGUAAUAAAAAAAAAGUAGCAUCUUAGUUUCGAAAGCUAAAUAAUAUAAAAACCAAAAUAUUGGCACUGGGCUAUGCAGUGCUGUUAAUUGUGCCUUUCCAUUUGUGAUCCCCAAAAUGAUUGUCAUAAUGAAAAACUAAAAUUGGAAAUUAACAGAUGAAAGCUGAAGGAUACUGUUUUGUUUUCAGUAAACACUUACUUAUUAGGUAAUAUCAAAGGUUAGAUAUAAAAAUAGAGAUUUAAUCUAUGAAAUAUGUAGCUGGAAUGCAAAGAAGGUGAUGAAUCAUAAUUUUCAAAAAAGGCCUCGUGCUGUCAUAUGUAUUUGAUACAAUCAGUACAUAUUUAAUGUGACAAUUAAUAAACUGAUCAUUUAUUGAAUGUUUAGCAAAGCUGAGGUGCAGAGAAAAAAAGAAUCAAAACAGUAAUGUCCUUAUAUUAGUCAUAUUUACUAGACCUUAAAGGUGAAUAUUUUGAUAUUCUGAGUUGAAAUAUCUUCCUUUUUAUUAUUUAAAUUAUAACUUCUUAUUAGAAGUGUAUUAGUGAACAUUAUGCUGUAGCAUAUAACUGUUGGUUAUUUUUAUAUUGAGUUCCCUUCUAAGUGAAAUUUGGCUGUCUACUUUUCAAGUGAAUCUUGCAAAAUUGUUGUGAUAUGGUGUAUGAAUAGCAAUCCCCCCCUUUUUUUUGUGUGUGUGUGUGUAGAUUGCAUAUGAUAGUCAAUAUUUAAAAAAUGACUGAUUUUAUAACUAGGUAUAUAAUUUACUUCUUUGCUUUAUUGCAUGUAAUAAUUGUAAAAACUAAUUUGUGAAAAAAGCUUUGUAUAUCUGAAUAAAAUCUUGAUAUUAUCUAUAUACAUAUAUAAACACAAGUAAGGUAACACAGUGUAGGUAAAUGUAGUUGAAAUUUAUCUAGCUUGUUAUUAAAAAAUUGAUUUUCAUUUAAAAUUCUUUUACUAAAGAUGUUACUUUUUUAAUUAAACAAGUUCCAGAUAUUAAUUGUUUACAUUUAUAGUAUGCUAGGCAUUUGUCAUGUUUGAUUUUGCUUUCGUAUUCAGCUUAUGCUUUUGAAAGUUGUUUUCAUGAUUAUUCUGUAGUGAUAUAAAAAUAUGAUCUGUUAUAUAGCAGUAAAGGCUGUAAAUCCCAUUAACAAAAAAUAAGUUUAAAAUUAUCAAAUUUAUCAUAAUUAAGUCAUAUACCAAAAUACAGCUGAGAAUGAGUAUUUAACAUCCUAAUUUUCGAAGUUAAAAAGUAGAAUUUUUUUGAGUGUGUUAUUAAACUUACUAUUAAAGAAAGAAAGAGAUUUA